Aspergillus heteromorphus CBS 117.55 is the source of this 516-nucleotide messenger RNA. RefSeq lists its product as uncharacterized. The transcript is spliced from 2 exons. The coding region runs from base 327 to 497 and encodes 56 amino acids. Lineage: Eukaryota; Fungi; Ascomycota; Eurotiomycetes; Eurotiales; Aspergillaceae. The record is from RefSeq and is a predicted model, not a curated record.
CAGCUAUCCCGACUAUCUAGAUCUUGUACUUAUCUGUUGUUUUCUCUCUUCUUCCUUCCCCCCCCCAACUAUUUAUACUCUUUUCUGUUGGACCUAAGUCACAUGACUCAACACCCUGCCGGCACCCCCACGUAGGCUAGUUUGAAUCUGACCAACCUUCUGCUUCUACAUUUUCCAUCCCGAUUGCUUUUCAACUUCGCCCCCCUCCUUCAGCCCCUCCAUCUUCUGUCUUCUGUCUUCUGUCUGCAUCGAAGUCUCAUCUACCCAGCCCACCAACAAUCAACUCAUAAGCUCUUGCAUACAACCCCUCACAUCUGCUCGCAAUCAUGUCUGGCAACGACUCCGGAAAGGGCUACUCCUACACCAGCUCCGGCACCAACAGCCAGGGCAACCACUACUGCUCCCGCGACUACGGCAGCGGUGCCUCCAACUCCAACUCCUAUCACUACUCGAACAGGUCAGACCCUCUCCUUCUUUCCGGGAGAGCCAUCAACUAAAACAGAGUCCCGCAUCCAG